AUGGAAACAAGAGCUAAAUCAAAAAACUGCUUUGUUAUCAAAACUAACUUUACUUAAUAAUUCUAGUCUAAUCCCUCUCCAAAAUAACGUAGCCAAAGAUAUUUUACUAAAGUACCCAUAAAAAGGGAUCAAAAGUAAGGACUCUUAAAAUUACUAUCACUUAAUGAAAUACAAUCAAACUUAGAAAUGUAUUUUAGAAUGUUAUUUAUUUAUUAGAUAAAAAAGAAGUCGAAGUUCUGAAUCUACAUAUGAAGGAAUAUUAAAUAAGAGAUGUUAAUUUAUAUUUUUAACUUUUACUCAUUAAAAAACAAAAUACUAUAGACAUUAGUUUUGUAUUAAAAUGUGGAGAAAAUUGAUCCUUUGUGUUUAAGCCAUUCUUUUUAUGUUCAAAGUGGCAUUAGUUGAAUAUAAGAUAAGAAGUAGUUCACCACCAAAAAUGUCAAUUUGUCAUUAAUUGAUACAUCACCAUCCCUAUCCUGAAAGUCCUUCAAACAGAAAAAGAAAGAAGAGUUCAAGUGUAGAAACCAAAAAUAGAAAUUAUAGUUUUGGUGAAAAGAUUCAAACCUUGAUUCUUCUAUAAAAAUUGAAGUCUGAUGCUUAAAAAAAUAGUACUUAUCUAAGACAGAUGAAAAACUAAGAUAUAAGAUUAACUCGCUUGAUAAGUUAAAAAGCAGCCAGCACUCACUCUCUACAUAUCAAUUCUCUCCAUACAACAAUUGACAAUUCCAAGUAGUUACCUGCAAUUAAUAAAUUGGAGUAUUUUGAAAGGCCCUUCAUAAUUUCAUCUUAAUCAAAAAAAUUUUCUCUAAAAAUAAAGAAAAUACAUUGA
Paramecium pentaurelia is the source of this 829-nucleotide messenger RNA. The record is from the annotation of a GenBank genome assembly. NCBI's taxonomy places the organism in Eukaryota, Ciliophora, Oligohymenophorea, Peniculida, Parameciidae.